Molecule: messenger RNA, 1441 nt
Organism: Melospiza melodia melodia
Lineage: Eukaryota; Metazoa; Chordata; Aves; Passeriformes; Passerellidae
Gene: SOX2
Product: SRY-box transcription factor 2
Exons: 1
Coding region: 483-1430 (315 amino acids)
Biological process (GO): positive regulation of transcription by RNA polymerase II; cell fate commitment; anatomical structure morphogenesis
Molecular function (GO): DNA-binding transcription factor activity, RNA polymerase II-specific; RNA polymerase II cis-regulatory region sequence-specific DNA binding
Source: RefSeq, a predicted model, not a curated record
AGCCGCCGAGCGCUGAUUGGCCGGAGCGAACGCAUUUAUUGCCUGACAAGCCCCCAUCACAUGGAUGGUUGUCUAUUAACUUGUUCAAAAAAGUAUCAGGAGUUGUCAAGGCAGAGAGAGAGAGUGUGUGUGUUUGCAAAAGGGGGUAAAGUAGUUUGCUGGCUCUUUAAGACCGAGGUGGAGAGAGAGAGAGAGAGGGGGAGAGAGAGAGAGAGAGAGCGGCAGGCAGAGAAAAGGGAAAAAGGAGGAAGAAGUUUUUUAAAAUCAAGACUCCGGCGGUAAUAAUAGCAGUUUUUAGCAUUAUUAAUCCAUCAGCGAAGAAGAAGAUCCUGAUCUUGAUCCAAGUGUGGUUUUGGGGAGUCCCCCUCCCCCCUUUCCUACCCCUCCCUAGGAAAAAAAAAAAAAAAAAGUCCGGCUUGGGACUCCGCUGCGGCUGCUCCUCGUUUCUCUGCUCAAGGCUGGUUCCAGCAAAAGUAGUUUGAAUGUACAACAUGAUGGAAACCGAGCUGAAACCUCCCGCCCCCCAGCAAACUUCGGGGGGAGGCACAGGCAACUCCAACUCGGCCGCCAACAACCAGAAGAACAGCCCGGACCGGGUCAAGCGCCCGAUGAACGCGUUCAUGGUGUGGUCCCGCGGGCAGCGGCGGAAAAUGGCCCAGGAGAACCCGAAGAUGCACAACUCCGAGAUCAGCAAGCGGCUCGGGGCGGAGUGGAAACUUUUAUCCGAGGCGGAAAAGAGACCCUUCAUUGAUGAAGCCAAGCGGCUCAGAGCUCUGCACAUGAAGGAGCACCCGGAUUAUAAAUACCGACCCCGGAGGAAAACCAAGACCCUCAUGAAGAAGGAUAAGUACACGUUGCCGGGGGGCUUACUGGCACCGGGCACCAAUACCAUGACGACUGGGGUCGGGGUUGGGGCCACCUUGGGAGCUGGGGUGAACCAGAGGAUGGACAGUUACGCGCACAUGAACGGCUGGACCAACGGAGGCUAUGGGAUGAUGCAAGAGCAGCUCGGCUACCCGCAGCACCCGGGCUUGAACGCGCACAACGCGGCGCAGAUGCAGCCCAUGCACCGCUACGACGUGAGCGCCCUGCAGUACAACUCCAUGACCAGCUCGCAGACUUACAUGAACGGAUCGCCCACCUACAGCAUGUCCUACUCCCAGCAAGGGACCCCGGGCAUGGCCCUGGGCUCCAUGGGCUCGGUGGUCAAGACGGAAUCCAGCUCCAGUCCCCCCGUAGUCACUUCCUCGUCUCAUUCAAGGGCUCCUUGCCAAGCUGGGGACCUUCGGGACAUGAUCAGCAUGUAUCUACCAGGUGCUGAAGUACCAGAACCAGCUGCCCCAAGCAGACUUCAUAUGUCCCAACACUACCAGAGUGCACCUGUUCCUGGCACAGCCAUUAAUGGCACACUCCCUCUAUCACAUAUGUAAGACAAAGGGGC